Molecule: messenger RNA, 858 nt
Organism: Rotaria sp. Silwood2
Lineage: Eukaryota; Metazoa; Rotifera; Eurotatoria; Philodinida; Philodinidae
Source: the annotation of a GenBank genome assembly
AUGAGCGCUAUGGAAUUACGAAUGAACGGUGAUAUAACUGGAGAAAUUAAUUUCUUUAGUCACACAAUAGAUGGUUGUGCUCCAUGGUCGGAUGCAACUCCUACUUUGGGCUCGGUAGCUACGAAUUUCGCACGAACACCAGCUCGAGUUACUAUUUAUGAUUUGCGUGGCAAAGAGAAUACUCUUGAUCUCGACAUUAAUGGCUUAGAAGUACAUAAAUAUCAUGGCCAUAUAUAUGAUAUAUUUGACGAUAACAGUGAGAUACAACAAUGUUAUUAUGAAGAAAUUGUUAAUGUGCUCAAAAAUCGUCUAGGUGCUUCUCGUGUAAUUGUCUUUAAUCAUAUAAUUCGUUAUCGAGGAGCACCUCGUCCUGCUAAUCAAUGCGAUCCGACUCAUAAGAAUCCGGUUUUUUAUCCUCAUGUGGAUAAUGAUCCACCUGCAGCUUAUUUCAAAUUGAAAGAAAUACUUGGAGAAGAAGAAGCUAAAACAGUCAUGCAAAAACAUUUUCAAAUUAUUAACGUUUGGCGACCAUUAGGUCCUAAUCCUAUAAUCAAUAUUCCAUUAACCAUUUGCGAUUAUCAAUCAUUAGAUCCAAACAAUGAUCUUCAUUCAGUGAAAGUUCGCGGAUCCCAAUCUUCUAUCUCGGUUUAUACGGUCUCGAGCAAUAUUCAAAAUGCUCAAAAGUGGUAUUAUCUGAGUCAAAUGCGAUCGGAUGAAAUGUUUAUGUUCAAAAUUUUCGAUACUAAUCCUAAUGUUGCUCAGUUUGGUGCUCAUACAGCUUUUAUUAAUGAAUAUGUACCUUUAACAGAUAUCGAACAAUGCAGUAUUGAAGUACGCUGUCUUGUUCUUUAUGAUUAA